Molecule: messenger RNA, 762 nt
Organism: Pediculus humanus corporis (human body louse)
Lineage: Eukaryota; Metazoa; Arthropoda; Insecta; Psocodea; Pediculidae
Product: transcription initiation factor TFIID subunit, putative
Exons: 2
Coding region: 1-762 (253 amino acids)
Biological process (GO): transcription initiation at RNA polymerase II promoter
Cellular component (GO): transcription factor TFIID complex
Molecular function (GO): protein heterodimerization activity
Source: RefSeq, a predicted model, not a curated record
AUGGAAAGUAACGUGGGAAAUGCUAGAAGAAAAGCUUUAGUGUCAAGUGUUUCGUGUUUAUUAACUGAAGUAGGAUUUGAUUCUGCUGAAAAAAUAGCAUUGGAAACCCUAACCGAAAUGCUUCAAAGUUUAAUAACUGAAUUAGGUUAUAGUAGUCAUUGUUAUUGUGAAUUGUCGGGUCGGACAGAACCGGUUAUAGGAGAUGUUGUUAUAGCUUUAGUUAAUAUGGGAAUAUCAUUAGAAGGUAUUGAAAGUCAUGCCAGGAGACAAAAUAGAACUACAGUGCAAGCGCCAACAUCUGCAACUCAGCCAAAACAACUCUCUAUUCUUCAAGCAGGUGUAAAACAAACCCCACCAUCCCAUGUUCCUGAUUAUUUUCCUGUCUUUCCAGAUCCUCAUGCCUACAUUAGAACACCCACACAUAAGCAACCUGUAACUGAAUAUGAAGCUAUUAGAGAAAAAUCAGCAAUUCAAAAGAGGGAUUUAGAAAGGGCUUUAACAAGAUUUGUUGCAAAGACUGGAGAACAACACAGUUUGUUUUUAACACCAGACAAUAAUAAUCCAUUUCCAUUAAUUCCUUGCAAAGUAGGGCAUCCUGCUUAUUUAAAUGCCUUGUUAUUAAAAGAUCAAGUAUUCGACUAUGAGGAAUUCGAAAUGAGGCAAAAUGAAUUUCGUAAAACUAAACCUGUAAAGACUACAGAAUUAGAAACAAUUGACAAUCCUUAUUUAAGGCCUGUUAAAAUGCCUAAAAAAGGAAAAUGA